Molecule: messenger RNA, 1113 nt
Organism: Moneuplotes crassus
Lineage: Eukaryota; Ciliophora; Spirotrichea; Euplotida; Euplotidae
Source: the annotation of a GenBank genome assembly
UAUUAAAAAUAUUUAAUCAUGGAGGAGACAAAGUAUGAUCUUAUUGUUGUUGGCCUUGGGUGUGCUGGCCUAUCAACUGCUUAUUAUGCAGCCAAGAAAGGAAUGAAGGUACUUGGCAUUGAAAUGAACGAAAGUGAAGGAGCUAUUGGUGGCAGCUCUACAGGUUAUACUCGAAUUUGGAGAACUGGACAUACCAGCCCAAUAAAAGAUGUCAUGAUGGAGGAAGCAUAUGAGCUAUGGAAAGAACUUGAGAGAGACCACAAUGAGUUCUUUGAAGAAGAUGAACCAGUUAAGCUAUUAUAUAAGAAAGGAGCUUUAAUGAUUGGGCAUCCGAAACACCCUGAUUACCCAAGUGUCUUUUCAUCUUUUGAUAAAAAUAAAUUUAUCAAAAGCUCCGAAAUAAUGAAAAGAUAUCCAGGCUUGAAAAAUAUUCCAGAAGAAUCAAAUUGAUACAUCAUCCAAAAUGCUGGAGUUGUGAAAUCAAAAGAUGCUCUCACUACUGCUCGUAAAUUGCUUGAGAAGAAAUAUGAUGCUGAUCUGAAAUUCAACACCAAAGCUACUGAUGUAACAUCCAAUUCUGUCAAGAUAGAAUCUGGAGAGAUAUAUAAUGCCACGUAUGUAGUAGUAGCUACAGGCCCAUAUACCUCUGAUGGAUUUGACAAAUCUGAAGCUGUUGCUAGCUCUUUAGAAACUGAAACAUUAACCUUUACAUCAAAUGAGGAUCUGCCACCUGUGCAUAUUGAGCUUCUCUCAAAUGGAACUAGAUUUUACUCUCUUCAAGAUGGUGCAGAUCUUACAAAAUACAAAAUAGGUAUCCUUGGGCCAAGGUCAAUCUCCAGUACUCUUAAGCAUAUUAGGAACAGAAUGCCUGACAAAGUUGGUUUGCUAGAAUAUGGAUCUCCAUGCUUCUUCACAAUGGUCGAAGGCGGUGAUUUCCAAUACAAAACUAGCAAGGAAGGCAUCCACUUCGUCUAUGGAUUUAGUGGUCAAGGCUUUAAAUUCAUGCCACUUCACGGUAAAGUAGUCUACCAUGGUCUUCUCAAGAAGGAAGAUCAGAAAUAUAUACCUGAUUGCUACAGAGCUAAGAUCUAGGCUAACUAAAACUAUCUCUGG